Saprolegnia diclina VS20 is the source of this 1802-nucleotide messenger RNA. RefSeq lists its product as hypothetical. The transcript is spliced from 12 exons. The coding region runs from base 534 to 1766 and encodes 410 amino acids. The record is from RefSeq and is a predicted model, not a curated record. Gene Ontology annotation, molecular function: protein binding. Lineage: Eukaryota; Oomycota; Saprolegniomycetes; Saprolegniales; Saprolegniaceae.
GUUUUUGAAAAUCACCGCCUGGUCGGAUCGCGAGACGGACGCCAUUGUGGCCUCUGCCAACACGCGCCUGGGCCAUGGUUCGAUCCCCAGCUGCCGCUGCACUUUCUUGGAUUUUGAAACCAACAUGACCUGAGCCCGUGCGACGGCAUGGCACGUCGUACUCUUGACGACCGGCUGGACCACGACCUGGUCGCGUCGGGCCAGCGCUCCUUGAAGAAGUGUUGAAUCUGGUCAAAUAGACACGUUGCACGCUGCUACGACUCGACGGGACAGACAUGCACCAGUGGACUUCAGCAUUGCUCAGGGCUCGAAUACAUGCACCGAGCGCGUUCCUCACGCCGACGAGUCGACGGUUGUUACAACGCCAGAUUGGCUAUAGUGCACUAAGACACUACGAUUACAGCGUCCAACGCAGCCCAGGCUUGACAGAGUAAGAUGAGCGCAUUCGAUGUGCGUUCGUAUAGACAUGGUCCGGGCACAAAAGAACGAAUCAUUCUCGUAGCGCGGGUGCAGAGCACGCAGUGUUGAGCUUGAUGUUUCGCGUGCGCUCUGCGUCUUUGCCAAAGUGGGAGCCCCAGGUCAGCGACGAUAGGCUCCUUGUCGAGGCAGCGCAAGGCGGCGACGCCGCGCAGGUUGCGCUCCUCCUUCAGCGAGGGGCCAACCCGAACGCGGUCGUCGAGGCUACAAUGCCGUUGCUGCAAGCUGCAUUCCAGGGCAACGCUGCGAUCGUCGACCUCCUCCUUCGCGCAAACGCCAACCCGCGUACUGCAGACGAGAACGGGUGGACGCCUCUGCACGUCGCAGCCCAAAACGGGUUUGCCAAGGUCGUCUCGCUCCUCCUCACUGCCGAUGUUGAUCCGAACCAAGCCACGCGCGCUGGCUGGACUCCUCUCUUUGCGGCGGCGCACUUUGGCCACAGCACGAUCGUGUCGAUGCUGCUGGCUGCCGGAGCCGAUGUCAACCAAGCCGAGCUUAGCGGGCGAACGCCGCUGUGGGCAGCGGCGCUUAGCGGUCGCAGCAUCAUUGCAUCGCAGCUCCUUGGCGCCAACGCCAACGUCAACAAGGCCAUGCGCCUGGGGCACACGCCGUUGUACGUGGCGGCGCAGAACGGUCACUCGGUUGUCGUGUCGCUCUUGCUCAGUGCCAAUGCAGACGUCAACGCAUGCCGCGAGGGAGAGGCGACCGCGCUCUUCAUUGCGGCGCACAACGGACACUCGAGCGUCGUCAAGCUGCUGUUGCACGCGCGGGCGAGCGUCUCGAAAUGCACGAGCGAAGGCGCGACGCCUCUCUUCAUUGCCGCGCAGAACGGACACGCGCGGUGCACGGCGCUGCUAUUGCGAGCCCACGCCAAGCCCAAUCAGCCCAAGAGCGACGGCGCGACACCCUUGUACAUUGCGGCGCAGUGCGGCCAUCUCGAUGUCAUGCGCCUUCUCGUCGAGGCCCAUGCGGAUGUCAACAAGGCGGACCUUAAAGGCGAGUCGCCGCUGUGGGUGGCGGCCGAGAUGGGUCAAGAAGCCGUCGUGAAGCUGCUCGUGGACGCCCAAGCCGACAUCAACCAAUGUGACAAGAAUGGCUCGACGCCGCUCUUUGUGGCCGCCAAGCGAGGACACGAAGGCGUCGUCUCGGCACUGCUGAAAGCCAAGGCAAACUUUGAGUUGCGCAAUGCGACCGGAAAAACGCCGCUCAUGAUUGCGGUUCGUAAAAAGCACAAGCGCAUUGUGGAGCUCCUCUUCCGCGCCGCGCUCGUGAGUAAAAAGAUCUUGUAAUUGUAGUGUACAUUCCGUGAAUGGAAAAGACCAUAA